AUUCAAUCCUCGUUUUUUCUUUCCUUUCCUGUUUCGUUCAAGAAGCUCUGCAGCAACGACGAAGAAGGAGGACAAGGAGAAGGAGAUUCAAAACAACAAGGACAAGAAUGGCUGUUGUUGCCGCCGCACCGGGCGGCGAUUCACUGAGCGCGAGAGCAGCCACCAUGAGAGAGUCACUGCAAAAGAGCCAGACCAUCACUGACAGCGUCGUCUCAAUUCUUGGCUCCUUUGACCACCGCCUCUCCGCCCUCGAAACCGCCAUGCGUCCUACCCAGAUUAGGACGCAUUCUAUUCGGAAAGCUCAUGAGAACAUUGACAAGACCUUGAAGGCUGCUGAGGUUAUAUUGGCGCAAUUCGAUCUUUCUCGUCAGGCCGAGUCAAAGAUACUGAGAGGGCCUCGUGAGGACUUGGAAAGUUAUCUAGAAGCAAUUGAUCAGCUAAGAAGAAACAUACGGUUCUUUAGUAGCACAAAAGGCUUUAGGAGUAGUGAUGGAGUUAUCAGUGAUGCAAAUGGUUUGCUUGCUAAAGCUAUUUCAAAGCUGGAAGAAGAGUUCAAGCAGCUGUUAUUGUCUUACAGCAAACCUGUGGAGCCUGAACGCCUUUUUGAUUGCCUCCCAACCUCAUUGCGGCCAUCCUCAGGAUCUCCUGGGAAUCAGGGUGAUUAUGGUGGCAAGAAUCCUUCAUCCAAUAACCAUCCUGAACACCACAACAGUAACCUAGAAAAUGCUGUUUACACACCUCCUGCUUUGAUACCACUACGGGUUCUUCCAUUGUUACAUGAUUUAGCCCAGCAAAUGUUUCAAGCUGGUCACCACCAGCAGCUGCUAAUAAUUUACAGGGAUACCCGUUCUUCAGUUUUGGAAGCAAGCCUCCAUAAAUUGGGGGUCGAAAAACUUAGCAAGGAUGAUGUUCAGAAAAUGCAAUGGGAGAUUUUGGAGGCCAAGAUUGGGAACUGGAUUCAUUACAUGCGUAUAGCUGUCAAAUUACUCUUUGCUGGAGAACGGAAAGUUUGCGAUCAAAUUUUUGAAAGCUUUGAUUCUCUCAGUGACCAUUGUUUUGCUGAAGUUACCAGAAGUAGUGUUUCAGUUCUACUUAGUUUUGGGGAGGCAAUUGCUAACAGCAAAAGAUCUCCGGAAAAGUUAUUUGUACUUUUAGACAUGUACGAGAUAAUGCGGGAGCUUCACUCAGAGAUUGAAACGAUCUUCAUAGGUAAAGCUUGUGCUGAAAUUAGAGAAUCAGCUUCAAGCUUGACAAAAAGGCUUGCCCAGACCGCAAAAAGUACCUUUGGGGAUUUUGAAGAAGCCGUUGAAAGGGAUGCAACGAAAACUGCUGUAACUGAUGGCACUGUCCAUCCUUUGACAAGCUAUGUGAUCAACUAUGUGAAGUUUCUUUUUGAUUACCAAUCGACAUUGAAGCAACUUUUCAAAGAAUUUGAAAAUGGAGAUGAAGGUGGUUCACAAUUAGCUGCUGUCACGAUGCAAAUAAUGCAAGCUCUUCAAACCAAUUUGGAUGGGAAGUCUAAGCAGUACAGAGAUCCAGCUUUAACUCACCUAUUUCUCAUGAAUAAUAUUCACUAUAUGGUCAGAUCUGUGCGGAGAUCUGAAGCCAAAGAUUUGUUGGGGGAUGAUUGGGUGCAAAGACACCGGAGAAUUGUUCAGCAGCAUGCAAACCAAUACAAAAGAAAUGCUUGGGGAAAGAUUCUGCAGUGCCUCUCCAUCCAAGGCUUGACAUCAUCUGGAGGUGGUAGUUCAGUAGCUGCUGAUGGAGGAAGCAGUGGAGUUUCUAGAGCAAUUGUUAAAGAUAGGUUCAAGACGUUCAAUAUGCAGUUUGAGGAAUUUCAUCAAAAACAAUCUCAGUGGACAGUUCCUGAUACUGAGUUGCGAGAGUCACUAAGACUUGCAGUUGCUGAAGUCUUAUUGCCUGCCUACAGAUCAUUCAUAAAACGUUAUGGGCCUCUGGUUGAGAGUGGAAAGAACCCCCAAAAGUACAUCCGGUACACCGCGGAGGAUCUUGAGCGAAUGUUGGGUGAAUUCUUCGAGGGGAGGAACGUGAACGAACCCAGGAGGUAGAUUUGACAAGUCUCUCGCUCUUUCCGGCUCUCUGUUGAUUUAGCCAACGAUGUGUACCAUCGGUUUUGGUAUCCUGUGGAAUGUUUGUGCCCUUCCCUGUAUAUCGCACAGUGAAUAAGAGGGGUCUGUCUUUCCACAUAUGCUUGUAUAGUCCCUGCUGCUUCGACGGCCCGGCGGCGUUCCAAGUUCAAAUUUUGUAAUUUUAUAAAAUGGGCAGUCGUUUCUUAGCACUUUCAGACCAAAUUAGGGUUCUUUUUGUUCUUGAAUAUUUUCAGUCCAUCUUCAAAUGUAUUUUUUUGACCAGAUUUUUAAAUUCUUCGAGGAAUGGCUAUGAUCUUUUAAAAUCCACUAUCAUUACAUGU
This is a messenger RNA of Malus domestica (apple), 2431 nucleotides long. RefSeq names its product exocyst complex component EXO70A1-like. The record is from RefSeq and is a predicted model, not a curated record. Gene Ontology annotation, cellular component: exocyst. Gene Ontology annotation, biological process: exocytosis. Gene Ontology annotation, molecular function: phosphatidylinositol-4,5-bisphosphate binding. Lineage: Eukaryota; Viridiplantae; Streptophyta; Magnoliopsida; Rosales; Rosaceae.